AUGCGGACUCGCUCCGUUUUCGUGCUGCUCCUGCUCGGAGCCAUCGGCGGGUCACAGAGUGCCAUCGGGGAGACGACGGCAAAUCGCACCUCGGCCCUCGAGGAAGCGCGUCUUCAGCGCGAGAACCUGGUCCGGAAGUACCUGAAGCGGCUCAAGAAGGAAGACGGCGCCAUCAAACUGAUCGGUGGCCGCGGGGAUUUUGAGGGAAAUGUGGAGAUUUUCCACGCCGGCAAAUGGGGGGCCAUCUGCGAUGACGAGUGGGACGCGAGCGAGGCCGAAGUCGUCUGCCGGCAGCUGGGCUUCCCGGGACACGUGCGGCCCACGCACAGCGGCUACUUUGGGCGCGCGAAGCGGAAGUUCUGGAUGGACAACCUGUACUGUGGCGGCAAGGAGGCCGAGCUGUCCGACUGUCACUUCGAUGGCUGGGGAGCGAACGAUUGCGAGGCGAGCGAGGCGGCGGGCGUGAUGUGUAAGCGGCACGACGAGGACGACGAACCGACCACCCGGAAGCCGCUGCCAGAGGUCGCGCAGGUCGCGAAAGAACGAUCGCGCCAUCGGCUGGAGUUGCGGCUUGUCGGUGGCCGAACCGAGGGUGAGGGCCGCGUGGAGGUGCGCCCCGUGGUUGAAGGUGCAGAGUGGGGGAGCGUGUGCGGCGAUGGGUGGGGUCUCCUGGAGGGGAAUGUCGUCUGCCGGGAGCUCGGACUGGGCUACGCCAACAACGCCGUCCAGACGGACUUCUUUUCCAACGGCACCGCGGCACCGGAAGUGGUGCUGAGCGGGACGGAGUGUUACGGCAACGAGAGCUCGCUGGCGGACUGCCGGCACGAUCCGGUGGCCGGAGGGCACUGUAGCGAGCGCCGGGGGCACGUGGCGGCCGUGACAUGCGUGCCGCUGAUGGCGGACCUGGCGUUCGACCACGUCGAGAUGGAGCAGACGCUACAUCUGGAGGACCGGCUCAUGUACCUGCUGCAGUGCGCGAUGGAGGAGAACUGCGUGGCGUCGCAGGCCUACGACAUCCAGCGCGAGAACCCCAACUGGCACCUGGAGACGCGCCGGCUGCUCAAGUUUACGGCGCGCGUCCUCAACACGGGCACCGCCGACUUCAGGCCGCACAUCCCGAAGCACCUGUGGGAGUGGCACCUGUGCCACAUGCACUACCACAGCAUGGAGGUGUUCGCGACGUUCGACGUGAUCGACGGGGCCGGGCGGCGGGUGGCCGAGGGCCACAAGGCGUCCUUCUGCCUCGAGGACAACCAGUGCCUGGCGGGCGUGGAGCCGCGGUACGCGUGCGCCAACUACGGCGAUCAGGGCAUCUCGGUGAACUGCUCCGACAUCUACCGCCACAACAUCGACUGCCAGUGGGUCGACAUCAGCGAGCUGGACUUUGGCGAGUACACGCUCAAGGUGUCGAUCAACCCGGAAUUUAAGGUCCCGGAGAUGCGCUUCGACAACAACGCGGCCCGCUGCCGGCUGCUCUACACGCAAACGUACGCCCGCGUGUUCGACUGCGUACUCGGCCGCCCAUAG
Messenger RNA from Anopheles bellator, 1527 nucleotides. RefSeq names its product lysyl oxidase homolog 3A-like. The coding region runs from base 1 to 1527 and encodes 508 amino acids. Gene Ontology annotation, cellular component: membrane. The transcript has 2 exons. Gene Ontology annotation, molecular function: protein-lysine 6-oxidase activity; copper ion binding. Gene Ontology annotation, biological process: peptidyl-lysine oxidation. The record is from RefSeq and is a predicted model, not a curated record. NCBI's taxonomy places the organism in Eukaryota, Metazoa, Arthropoda, Insecta, Diptera, Culicidae.